Molecule: messenger RNA, 2728 nt
Organism: Micropterus dolomieu (smallmouth bass)
Lineage: Eukaryota; Metazoa; Chordata; Actinopteri; Centrarchiformes; Centrarchidae
Product: semaphorin-4E-like
Exons: 15
Coding region: 300-2654 (784 amino acids)
Biological process (GO): positive regulation of cell migration; negative regulation of axon extension involved in axon guidance; neural crest cell migration
Molecular function (GO): chemorepellent activity; semaphorin receptor binding
Source: RefSeq, a predicted model, not a curated record
GUUGGUUAGCUAGCUAGCACUGACACUAGUGAAUGAAAAAUACACACAAACCCCGGAUGGCAAUGUUAGGGCUAUAGAUGUCGAUAUUCCCCCAGUAAAAGGAACGUUUGCUCCAUUGAUUUGCCAGGUGCCCAGUCAGAGAGACUGAUUUAAAAUGAAAGAAAGGGGACGUUAUUUUAAAACCGUAAACAUUCAGUGCAUUUGAGAACACUUUCAGGGCUGGAGACUCGGUGCCACUCCCGCUGCGCCGAUGUUUUAAACAUUAUUUCAGUCUAUGGUUUUUCCUGAUCUACAGUCCUAUGGCACACAUGAGACCUGUGGUGCUCUUUUGUUUCCUCUUUAUCAUGAGUGAAGGCCAUCCAGCAAGCAACAAACCCCGCAGGAGUGUGUCCUUCCAAGACAUGAACUUAAAACAGUUCAAAGAGUCUGGCUUUGACAGUUUGAGCUCUUUGAUGGUAAGAGACGAUAUCGGCCAGCUUAUCGUCGGCACCAGAGGGAAGGUGCUCGCCCUCAGCUUGGAUGAUAUCACCAAAAAGACCAGUGAGGCCAAUUGGACGGUCAGUCCAGCAGAGAAAGCCCUCUGUCAAAUGAAGGGCAAGGACACUAAGGAGUGUGACAACUUCAUCCGGACUCUACACACAACGGAGGACGGUAAAAUGCUAGUGUGCGGGACAAACGCUUUCAACCCUGCAUGUGACUACAUGACUUUCACAAAUGGAAGCAUCUCUCUAGAAGGAGAGACGCAGGUGGGUAGGGGCAAAGUUCCUUUUGACCCCUACCAACGCUUUGCUUCCAUUAUGGAUGGAAACACACUUUACUCGGCUGCCUCCUCCAACUUUUUGGGCACGGAACUGGUGUUUCAGAGACAUGGACCAGAGCCUCUAAAGACUGAAGUGAAACGCUCCUGGCUUGACGAGCCUACCAUGAUUUCCAUAAGCCUGGUUGAAACCAGCAAAAACCGAGAGGACGGUGGAGACGACAGUGUAUUCUUGUUCUUCACUGAGAAUGCUGUAGAGGAACAUCAUCAUAACAUCCAGGUGUCAAGGAUUGCCCGUGUGUGCAAGAGUGACUUGGGGGGCAAAAGGACCCUGCAGAGCAAGUGGACUUCUUUUCUGAAGGCCCGUUUGGACUGUCCAUUUGGCGAUGCUGGCUCACCGUCCCUGGUUCAGGAUGUUUUCCUUCUCCGAGACCAAAAUAACUGGAGGGAUAGCAUCUUCUACACCGUAUUCACCUCCAACACGGGGUCCUCAGGUGCUUGUAGCCAGUCUGCCAUCUGUCCGUACAAGCUAUCAGACAUCAGCCAGGUUUUUAGUGGGAGGUUUUUGACUGAGGGAGAUACUGGGAGCUGGGAUACAUACACAGGAGAGGAGCCAUUUCCUCACCCAAGUUCAUGCAUAAACGAUGAGCUGCGCGCCCAAGGAGUGAUGACCUCUCUCGACCUCUCAGACAAAACCCUUCUGUUCGUAAAGAACCACCCUCUGAUGGAGGGAGUGGUUAUGCCGAUAUCUGGCAAGCCUCUGCUGGUCCGCACAGGGACUCAAUUUUCCAAAAUUGUCGUGGACCAAGUCACGUCACUGGAUGGACGACAGCAUCAAGUUAUGCUUGUUGGCACAGAGUCUGGUUGGCUGCAGAAGGCAGUGAUGUUUGAUGGUGAGGACGGACGCAUCAUCGAGGAGCUGCAGCUGUUUCUAACUCCUCAGCCUGUCAACUUUCUCCAGCUGUCCUUGGAAACAGUAAGGCUCAAGUCACCUGUAUUGGGCCAGCUGUACAGUGGCGCCGAUAACGUUGCUGUUCAAGUUAAUGUAAGGGACUGCAGCCGUUACACGUCAUGUGAUGACUGCCUUCUUGCCAGAGACCCAUACUGUGGCUGGGACAGGAUCAGAGGCCAAUGUGCACCUGUUGUUGGCGCAUCACUUGGGUCCAUGAUUCAGAGUUUGACUGAUGGAAACGUUACAUUGUGCCCAAUCUCAGAGUUGAAAAAUAAACCUGCCAUCGUCUGCCUCACCAUCAAGAUAGCGCAGUUCCUCCCAUGUUCCCCUGAGACAAACCUCCCAGUCAGCUGGCGCUUCUCUGACAGCAUCCUCCUUCCCGGUCCCCGACACACUGUACUCAGCCAGGGUCUCCUGAUCAGACCCUCCUAUUUUGAUUCUGGCCUUUACACCUGUGAGACAGUGGAAACAGUAAAGAGUAAAGUGCACCGGAAGACUGUGGUCCAGUACCUCGUCCAGGUUCAGGACACUAACACUGUUGUCGGGAGGCUGAGGGCGGCGGUGAUCACCUUGGCUGCUUUCAUUGGCCUGCUGAUAUUGCUCAAGUGCAGCGGCCUCAUGAUCAGACACCUCAAGCCAAAAAGGCAAGAUCCCAUCAGUUGUGGCAAUCAAAACAGCAACAACAAUCAAGUGAUCCCUCUGAGUCCUUUCCGUCAUUAUGACCGGUCCACGGAUCGACGCCCGGAAGAUGGUGAGCAGGCAGAGGAGCGACACAUGGGAGCUAACAGUGGGAGUCAUGAUGCCACCAAAAAGGAGCAGUGUGUGCAGAUUGGGAAUUUUAAGUCUAUACUCGUUCUCCCAGAAAGCACUGCAGCAAAAGUGGCUGCAAAGGAGGUGGAGGCAGACAAUGGCAACGGCCACACAGUUAUGGGGAUCACAGAGUAAUCUCUUCGUUUUACACAUUGUUUCAUUGUAUUGACUCACAUAUAGAUUUCAAUAAACACUAAAAUUGUAAAUAA